AUGGCGGAAGCUGUACAUGAAAUGAAAGAUGAAAGCAGCAAGAAGACAAGAGCUGCAUUAUCGAUAAAACUGGUAAAACAAGAGAAAUCUUCGGGAAGUGGGGAAGAAAUACUCAGGGUGUGCGGCCGCGACUUCAUCCGAGCGAUCGUAGAAACCUGUGGGUCUUCUCGCUGGGCGAGGCUUCUGGAUGACCAGAACGAUCCUUUCCAGAUCUCAGAUGAUAAAGAUUACUCCAAGCAGAUGGACACCAUGAGAAAUCCUCAAAUCUUUGGCAGUGACAACAACCAGGAAACCGAGCCAUCUUAUGCUGAUCAAGUGUUUGACGAAUACAACAACCAGUAUGAUCAGGCACCAGGGGAUUUCAGUGAGUACAUUCGCCAGAUUGAUGGAGGCAGCAAUAAAGGCCACGCUUUUGCAUCAACACUGGUGCAGCAUCAACCGUGGGCCAGAUCCAUCAGGAAGAAAAGGGAUGCAUUAACAUCAAUGUCAACCAAAUGCUGCUCUGUAGGCUGCACCAGACGAGAGCUCAGUGCAAUCUGCUGA
Molecule: messenger RNA, 543 nt
Organism: Hemiscyllium ocellatum (epaulette shark)
Lineage: Eukaryota; Metazoa; Chordata; Chondrichthyes; Orectolobiformes; Hemiscylliidae
Product: relaxin-3-like
Exons: 3
Coding region: 1-543 (180 amino acids)
Biological process (GO): positive regulation of feeding behavior
Cellular component (GO): extracellular region
Molecular function (GO): hormone activity
Source: RefSeq, a predicted model, not a curated record